AUGGAUAGCUCAUCCGAUGUUGUUUUGGAGGAAAUAACAUGGCGGUCUCCUCAGCACGUCCAGUUGAUGGGCGGUUUCAUCCACUCCAAUAACAUUUUGUUUUACUUUGCCGAAUCUCCCUUCUUCGACUCCACCUCGAAUAAUGCUACACUCACGUUGCAAGCAAUGCAUAAUGAGAACUUUCGGCAAUUUAUCGAGACUCGCGAAGCAUUUGAAGGGAGACUCAAGUCUAUGCAAGGGUUGGAGUUUAUAGUAGCUCACGAUCCGAUACAAGAAGCCGCGGCGGCAGUAGCGGCGGGAAAUGCGCCCCAAGAACCGUCGAACAUAUGGCUCUCGACGGUUACAUCUCUCACAAAAUUGCUACCUGUUGCAUCACGACAGUUACUCUUCACGCCAUCCCAUGGCCACACAUACACUCCGCCUAUCCCAAAACACACCGAAGCAAGUCAAGCUGGUGUUCCCCAAUCUGCACAAUCUGGAAAAGAAACUACCCCUGUGCCGGGGACCCAGAACACAUCGACUUCAGCAUCGCCUUCCAAACUAGGCUCAGGUGCAACGCAUGAUAUGAGGAACCUUUCAGACGCGCUUAAUCUUCUUUCCCGAUAUGGCGAUGAAUAUAUGGACGAGAUGCCGCUUGUUGGUGAACCAGGCUCCUUUAUCAUCUCAAAGAACGCUGGAAAUGCUAGCAAUAACUCCCUGACGGUUCCGGCCGCCGAACACUCUGUAGGCGGUGGCACGACAGCCAAAUCCGCUGGACGAUCGCCGUCAGGGACUCCAGGUCCAAGACCAGGAGGGCCAGAUACGCCUGGGGCUUCACCUGCUCUGGGAGGCGCUUCUGACUCUAACCAGGCUGGAGCAGGGAAGGGCAGGAAAAGGGUUAUCACCAAUAUUCUGUGA
This is a messenger RNA of Arthroderma uncinatum, 897 nucleotides long. RefSeq names its product mediator of RNA polymerase II transcription subunit 6. The record is from RefSeq and is a predicted model, not a curated record. Gene Ontology annotation, cellular component: core mediator complex; mediator complex. Gene Ontology annotation, biological process: regulation of transcription by RNA polymerase II. Gene Ontology annotation, molecular function: transcription coactivator activity. The transcript is spliced from 3 exons. NCBI's taxonomy places the organism in Eukaryota, Fungi, Ascomycota, Eurotiomycetes, Onygenales, Arthrodermataceae. Bases 1 to 897 code for a protein of 298 amino acids.